This is a messenger RNA of Lycium barbarum (goji berry), 1683 nucleotides long. RefSeq lists its product as uncharacterized. The transcript has a single exon. The coding region runs from base 233 to 862 and encodes 209 amino acids. The record is from RefSeq and is a predicted model, not a curated record. NCBI's taxonomy places the organism in Eukaryota, Viridiplantae, Streptophyta, Magnoliopsida, Solanales, Solanaceae.
AACAAACACUUCUCUCUCUCUUCUCUUCUCUUCUCUUAUCUUAUCUUUUCUUCCUCUCCCCGGAAACCGGUCGGUUUCACAUUUAGACAUACUUAUAUAAUUACGUGUCGAUUUUACAUUCAGACAGACUUAUAUCAUUACGUUCACGAACAUAAUUUUAACUUUUAUCUUUCCAUACCUUCAUUAUUUACAAUUAGACAAACAUAUAUCGUACGAUCCAGCCCGGAUAACAAUGGAAAUUGAGUCGAGUGCACCUCAAUUAGUGGCAAAAAAACUAUGGAACAUAGUGAGAAUUGUGUUCUACAUGUUGAGGAAAGCCAUGUCAAAGAGCAUACAUAUUGCUCUUCAAGACAUGUUAAAAAGAGGAAAAAUCGCUGGUAAGGCCAUUAGCAACAUCAUGUUACACCCUCACUAUUCAUCAUCUUCCUUCACAUGUAAAUCUAACAACGAUGUUGCCAUGUCAUUUGUCACACGUCGUGAAUAUGAGUUCAGUUGUAGCAAUAGCCCUGCUUUUCCUCUGUAUUUUGCCAACAAACGUAGAAGAAAUCAUAGGUACAAAUCAGAGGAAAUCGCCGUUAUGCAAAAAGUAUUUGAGAUGUUAAAUACUACUACAAAUACUGCAAAUUAUGAUGCUGCUGUUGCCUCACCUUUGGCAUUGCCUGGAUUUGGAAAAACUCCAAAUGUUAGACAAUUAAGAGUGACUGAUUCACCAUUUCCUUUAAAAGAUUCAGAGGAAAAUGAUAAUUCACAAGUUGAUAAAGAUGCUGAGGAGUUUAUUAAGAAGUUUUAUAAGGAUUUAAAGCAACAGAAGAGGAUAUCAGCUCUUGAAUCUCCAUCUCCAUAUCAUGUUUGUGCUAGAUGAAGAAAUUAGUGAAAAAAUUUCUAAGUUUUUGGGACUAGGGGUUCCAUAGCCUGCAACAAUUAACGUCGCACAAAGUCAAUAUUUGGUACGAAGAGCUUUACCCUCAAAAUGGACUUUUUGACACGAAAUUGGAUUAGUUGAAUUUCAACACGGUAACCAGACACUGGAUGGAAAAUAACAAAAUUAGUAUAUUACUAUUAUUUUUUCACUUUUUCAAGUUUUUUUUUCUCUGUGUUAUGAAGUUUAAGGAGGGGGGGGGGGGGGGGGGGGGGGGUUAGUUUGCUUGAAGAGAUGUAUGUAGUUGAUCCUAAACCAAGUUCCUUUCUUCGAUUUCUUCAUACUUCCAUGACGAAAGUGAUCCUAUCAAUUUAAUAUAAAAUACUGCAUAAUUUUAUUUGAUUAGUAUAAAUAGGUACUUAUUUAGUAGUCUAGUGAUUAAUUAAUUUAACAAACUACUCAAUUCUCAAGACUAAGGGCUGAGUUUAUUAGUAGAACCUAAUGCAGCAACAAACACACUUUGUUUCUGAGUCUUUGGAGCUUCAUGGGUUAAUUAAAAACAACUAGUAGAAGAUAUGUCCACUACUAUUAUUAGUUGACUUAGUAGGUUUUGUUGACCACAUAGCCCACAGUUUAAUUAAGACAAUUAGAUGUUAACUAUGUCAUUCUUUAUCUAAUUACAAUCUCUAAUGACGUAAACAAUAGUAUAGAGUUGUACUGCUCUUAUCGUGCACAAAAACUUAUCCUUUUAGAUUUAAGUUAUAUAUCUCACACUUGUAAAGAAAUUUUGUACGUAUUUAAUAUCAAUGCAAUUUGACUGAGUG